AUGGCCACCGACGCUCCAGACACCACCGACGCAGCGCCCGCCGUGGGGUUGCCGCAAAACGGGCAACUGCAGAGCCGCGAAGUGCCCAACGGACCUAAUCCACCCCCGGAGAUUGUCUCUCCGCAGGACACCAAGCUGCCUACUCGAAAGGACACAUCGUUGCGAGAGUUUUUGAACAGGAUUGACGAUUACGCUCCGAUUAUUCCCGAUGCCGUUACGCACUACUACAUGACCAAAGCUGGUUUGCCGCCACCACCGCAAACUGACCCUCGACUUGCCAGACUACUCGCCCUCGCGACCCAGAAGUUCAUCGCGGAUGUCGCAGCAGAUGCCUACCAGUACAGCAGGAUCCGCGCGUCGAGCAACACCAACAACCCGAUGGGCACGCUAGGCGCGGCUGCCGGGUUCCCUAUUCCCGGACAGCAGGCCGGCCAGCCCGGCAACAAGGAUCAAGGGAAGGGUGUGCCUCUGGGCAUUCAACGCCCUGGGUAUGGUGGCGGCGGCCAGGGUGGGAGCCAGAAUAGAACGGUUCUGACCAUGGAAGAUUUAGGAAUGGCUGUGGGCGAGUAUGGCGUCAAUGUGAAGAGAAGCGAGUUCUACCGCUAG
Messenger RNA from Ustilaginoidea virens, 606 nucleotides. RefSeq lists its product as uncharacterized. NCBI's taxonomy places the organism in Eukaryota, Fungi, Ascomycota, Sordariomycetes, Hypocreales, Clavicipitaceae. Gene Ontology annotation, molecular function: RNA polymerase II general transcription initiation factor activity; promoter-specific chromatin binding. Gene Ontology annotation, biological process: transcription initiation at RNA polymerase II promoter. The record is from RefSeq and is a predicted model, not a curated record. Bases 1 to 606 code for a protein of 201 amino acids. Gene Ontology annotation, cellular component: transcription factor TFIID complex; SAGA complex; nucleus. The transcript is spliced from 2 exons.